Messenger RNA from Conger conger (European conger), 3124 nucleotides. RefSeq names its product regulatory factor X, 1b (influences HLA class II expression) (gene rfx1b). Gene Ontology annotation, biological process: regulation of transcription by RNA polymerase II. Gene Ontology annotation, molecular function: RNA polymerase II cis-regulatory region sequence-specific DNA binding; DNA-binding transcription factor activity, RNA polymerase II-specific. Gene Ontology annotation, cellular component: nucleus. NCBI's taxonomy places the organism in Eukaryota, Metazoa, Chordata, Actinopteri, Anguilliformes, Congridae. The record is from RefSeq and is a predicted model, not a curated record.
AGUUGCCCCGGUGAGGACGAAGCGCCAUAGCCACGGUAGUCCUGGCGACAAGAACCCAGCAACGAGAAUCAACAACAACAACCCGAAUCUUAAAAAAAAUAUAUCAACUCUCAGAUUACAAAGGGAAACCACAGGAAAUUAAAGGCAGUGCCGCGUCCGGCUGUGGAGAUGGCCACUUCGGGCUACGCGGAGGACCUGCAGCCGCCCUCCCAGCCACAGGGGGGCAACGCGGUCACCAUGGCGCCCGGGCCACCCCCUGCCCCGCCCCCCGCCCCUCCUCACUUCCUGUCCGAGCUGCAGGCCAACGCCGUCAUCGCCACCGCCGCCGCUGUGGCCCCGCCUCCCUCGCCGGCCACGCCCCCCGCCUCGGCCCCUCCCCAGCCGGCGCAGAAGAGCGCGGGGGGCUUGGCCACGCCCGCUCAGGCCCCUCCCACCCAGUUCGUCACCGCGGAGAUCCAGAGCGCGGCUGCGCAGCCUAGCGACGGCCAGGGCACGCCCCAGUACAUCGUCGUCACGGUGACAGAGGGUUCGCUCCACUCCAGUGACUCCGUGUCGGACUCCAGUCCCCCCCCGGCAGUGGUGCAGACAGGGGUCCCCACUCAGGUGGUUCAGCAGGUGCAGACGGUCCAGCAGAGGUCAGUGCUUCAGGCGGUGUCCCAGCCAGGCAAGAGUGGACAAAGCGCCCAGCUGACUGUGACCAACCUGCAGCCUGUUCACCUGAGUCAGGAGGUGCUGCAGCAGGUCCCGGUGCAGCAUGUGUACUCCAGCCAGGUGCAGUAUGUGGAGGGGGGAGAUGCAGCCUACAGCACCAGCACCAUACGCUCGGGCAGCUACUCAUACUCCGACGCCCCGCUCUACAGGCAGACGGCCCCCGGCUCGUACUACGAGGGCCCGGCUGCGUCGGGGUCGCAGGUCACGACCCCGGUGACCUCUCAGGCCGUGUCCGUGACUGCCGGAGGGGCGGUCUUCCUGUCCGGGGCGGGGCAGAUCGUGGCCGGCAGCGGGGCGGGCUCCGGGGAGGGGGAGGGGGGGUCGGGGGAGGGGGGCGGCCCCCCCGCGGGGGGCGGGGCCGGCGGAGGGGCCGGGGGGAGCUACGUCAUCCAGGGGGGGUACAUGGUGGGGGUAGGCAACGCCAACCAGAGCUGCUCACACAACACCCGCGCCUCGCCAGCUACUGUGCAGUGGCUGCUGGGUAACUAUGAGACGGCGGAGGGGGUGAGUCUGCCGCGCUGCACGCUGUACUGCCACUACCUGCUGCACUGCCAGGAGCAGAAGCAGGACUCGGUCAACGCCGCCUCCUUCGGCAAGCUCAUCCGCUCCGUGUUCAUGGGCCUGAGGACACGCCGGCUCGGCACGCGGGGGAACUCUAAGUACCACUACUACGGGCUGAGGAUCAAGGCCGGCUCCGCCCUGCUCAGACUGGUGGAGGACCAGCAGCACCUGGCCAUGAGACAGCAGCCCUUCUCCCACAAACACAGGUUAAAGCCUGUGCACAAAGUGGAGGGAAUGACCAAUGGGAUGAGCCUGGGGGCGGGGCAGCAGCAGACGGGGAGCCUCUCUGACAUCAGCGCCCAGGUGCAGCAGUACCAGCAGUUUUUGGACGCCUCUCGCACACUACCCGAGUUUCCUGAGAUCGACCUCCAGGGCAAAGCACUGCCUGAUGGGAUUGAGACGGAGCACAUCAAGGGCUUUCAGGUGCUCUACCGGGAGCACUGCGAGGCCAUGCUGGACGUGACGAUAAACCUGCAGUUCACGCUGGUGGAGACGCUGUGGAAGUCCUUCUGGAGGUUCAACGACAGCGCGGGGAACUCAGGCAACUCGCUCAGCGUCCACGCGGAGUCGGAGAAGCGCCUGCCCCAGGUGUGUCUGGUGCUGCUGUGUCAGUACGAGCCGGUGCUGCGCUGGAGCAGAGACUGUGACAACACGCUGUACCAGAGCCUGGUGCAGAUCCUCAUCCCCGACGUGCUGCGGCCCAUUCCCAGUGCCUUAACUCAAGCCAUUCGCAACUUCGCCAAGAGCCUGGAGAGCUGGCUGACCAACGCCAUGAUGAACAUCCCCGAGGAGAUGGUCCGCAUCAAGGUGACCUCAGCGAACGCGUUGGCGCAGACUCUGCGCAGGUACACCUCUCUGAACCACCUGGCCCAGGCAGCGCGCGCCGUCCUGCAGAACACUGCGCAGAUCAGCCAGAUGCUGAGCGACCUGAACCGCGUGGACUUCGCCAACGUGCAGGAGCAGGCCUCCUGGGUGAGCCGCUGUGAGGACCAGGUGGUGCAGCAGCUGGAGCGGGACUUCAAGCUGACGCUGCAGCAGCAGAACUCCCUGGAGCAGUGGGCGGCCUGGCUGGACGGGGUGGUCUCCCAGGUCCUGAAGCCCUACCAGGCCAGCGCCGCCUUCCCCAAAGCCGCCAAGCUCUUCCUGCUCAAGUGGUCCUUCUACAGCUCCAUGGUGAUCCGGGACCUGACCCUCCGCAGUGCGGCGAGCUUUGGCUCCUUCCACCUGAUCCGGCUUCUGCACGACGAGUACAUGUACUACCUGAUCGAGCACCGCGUGGCCCACGCCAAGGGCCAGACCCCCAUCGCCGUCAUGGGAGAGUUUGCCAGCCUGGGCAGGAGUCUGAGCGCUCUGGACCCUGAUAAAGAAGAGGAAGAGGAGGAGGAGGAGGAGGAGGAGGAAGAUGGGUGCCAGGACUCGUCGCUGGCGGUCGGGCUGGGGGAGGAGUCACUGGAGCCGCCCGCCAAACUAGCGAGGACCGACACCGGAGCGCUGUUCAGUACAGAGCCCAGAGACACCUGAUACUGCACACACACACUCACACACUCACUCACACUCUCACUCACUCACUCACACUCACACUCACACACACACUCACUCACUCACUCACUCACACACACACACACACACACACACACUCACACACACCCACACACACACUCAUACACACACACCCACACACACACUCACACACACACACACACUCAUACAAACUCACUCACACUCAUACACACUCACACACACACACACACACACUCAUACACACACACACACACACACACAUACACACACACACACUCUCUCACACACACACACACACACUCACUCACACACACACACACACACACACUCA